AAAAUGACAGGAGCUGAUUGGCUGGUACUUUACCUCUCUCCAAGCAUUGAUGUAUAUGCCCCCAAGGCUUAGUGCAUAUACCCUUUACUUCAGUAUGAACGUUCGGUAUUGUGUUCAGUCACCCUAUAUAUAAUUAUCAUUAGCUAUAAAAGACCCUAAUGCAGCAUCCAGAUUGCCGGGAUACAUUUUUGUAGGCUUUCCUAUCCUGCAAAAUACUUCUAACAUGUUAUAACGGAAUAAUGCUACAGAGCUGCCAUUGGUGCCCACCUGCCCCUGGCAUCAUGGUUCUGCUACCCACCAGCUUGACCGAAGAAGAAGAAUCACUGCAGAGGAAGUUUGCCAAACUGAAAAAAAAGAAGAAAGCGCUGCUAGCCCUGAAGAAGCAGACAUCCACCAACCAGACCAGCCAGACCGGCAUCAAGAGAUCUCUAUCAGACCAGCCUAUUGUAGACACAGCAACAGCUACAGAACAGGCCAAGAUGCUGGUGAAGACUGGGGCUAUUAGCGCUAUUAAGUCUGGGACCAAAAACAGCGGAUUCAAGCGCUCUCGGACACUAGAGUGCAAACUCAAGGACCCAGACAAAGGCCCGGCUCCUACUUUCCAGCCUUUCCAGCGUAGUUUCUCUGUGGAUGAGGACCCAGCCGAGGGCUCAAGGCGUGCUCAGAGAAAGUCUCUAAAUGAAUGCUUUGUCAGCUCCAGUGACCGAAUGCGAGACCCGGAAAGAGACCCAGAUGACCGAGAGAGCGACCGAGACUCCCGUCGUGGAGGAGAUAGAGAGCCUUAUGACAGAGAGCGGGGAAGAGAGCGUUACUGCGACAGGGACAGAGACAGGGACCGAGAUCGAAGCGACAGAGAUCGAAAGUACUCUUCCUUCUCCGACCGCCGCAAGCCCAGGAAAGGGAACACGUUGUAUGUGAACGGCGUCGGCAUGAAGAAGCCGGUGCUUAAUGACGCUUUCGCCAAAUUUGGGAAGAUUAUUGAUCUUUCGAUGGACCCAUCACGGAAUUGCGCCUUUGUCACCUAUGAGAAGAUGGAAUCUGCUGACCAGGCCAUUCAGGAGCUGAAUAACAUGAUGAUGGAAGACGUGACGGUGAAGGUUAGCAUGGCUCGGAAGCAACCCAUGCUGGACGCAGCCUCGGAGAAAUCAGUGUGGGGCCAGCUGGGUUCCUUCCCCGACCAUCGCGAGCCAAGGAAAGGGAACACGUUGUAUGUUCACGGAGUGGGCUUAAAGAAGCCGAUGCUUAACGAGGCCUUCUCCAAAUUUGGAAAGAUUAUUGACCUUGCGACGGAAACGUCCCGAAAUUGCGCAUUUAUCACCUUUGAGAAGAUGGAAUCCGCUGACCAGGCCAUUCAGGAGCUUAAUAACACGAUGAUAGAUGACAUUUUGGUGAAGGUCAGUAUGGCGUGGAAGCAGCCCAUGCUGGACGCGGCCGUAGAAAAAUCGCUGUGGGGCCCGCUAGGUGCCUUCUCAGACCGCAGCGAGCCCCGGAAAGGGAACACGUUGUAUGUACACGGCAUUGGCAUGAAGAAGCCGGCACUUAAUGACGCCUUCGCCAAAUUUGGGAAUAUUAUUGAUCUUUCGACUGAUCCAUCCCGAAAUUGCGCCUUUGUCACCUAUGAGAAGCUGGAAUCCGCUGACCAGGCAAUUCAGGAGCUCAAUAACACGGUGAUAGAGGACGUUACGGUGGAGGUUAGCAUGGCUCGGAAGCAGCCCAUGCUGAAGGCAGCCUUAGAGAAAUCGUUGUGGGGCCAGCUGGCUUUAGAAAACAAUAUGACGGGGCCUCAGUUAGAAAAGGGACCUCCCAUCGUCUAUUCAGAGGAUUUCUUCAAUAUGGACCCACCUGCUGCAGAAGACAGUCCCGUGUAAAGAAUGGAAGAUCUCUCCCAUUGGCUGGCAUAAGUCAGGAGUUUAUUGGUCAUUUAGAUAGCCAAGCAGCUUUCAGUGUAACUUGUAUAUGUUUAUUGCUGUAUAAUAAAUACUUCUUUUCUGUCA
Pseudophryne corroboree (corroboree frog) is the source of this 1994-nucleotide messenger RNA. It is a transcript of the gene NELFE, whose product is annotated as negative elongation factor complex member E. The transcript has 17 exons. Gene Ontology annotation, cellular component: NELF complex. Lineage: Eukaryota; Metazoa; Chordata; Amphibia; Anura; Myobatrachidae. Gene Ontology annotation, biological process: negative regulation of transcription elongation by RNA polymerase II. The record is from RefSeq and is a predicted model, not a curated record. The coding region runs from base 240 to 1868 and encodes 542 amino acids. Gene Ontology annotation, molecular function: RNA binding.